Messenger RNA from Baudoinia panamericana UAMH 10762, 854 nucleotides. RefSeq lists its product as uncharacterized. The record is from RefSeq and is a predicted model, not a curated record. Gene Ontology annotation, cellular component: proteasome core complex. The transcript is spliced from 3 exons. The coding region runs from base 33 to 854 and encodes 273 amino acids. NCBI's taxonomy places the organism in Eukaryota, Fungi, Ascomycota, Dothideomycetes, Mycosphaerellales, Teratosphaeriaceae.
CCCAACAAGACGCCGCCGCACCACCAGCAACCAUGAAUCACGACCCAGUCGCCUGGGGCCGGCCCCGCGACGACAUCUACGGCUCUUACAACCCCUCCUACCUCCCCCCCACCCGCCAACCCUACUCCUCCCACCCACCAUCCCACCCAACCACGCACACCCAAUCCCCCGUCGUGACCGGCACCUCCGUCCUCGCCCUCAAAUUCAGCACGGGCGUCGUCAUCGCCGCCGACAACCUCGCCUCCUACGGCUCCCUCGCCCGCUUCACCGACGUCAAGCGCCUGCGCCCGUUCAACCGCAACGCCAUUGUCGGAUUCGGGGGGGAUGUGAGUGACAUGCAGUAUAUCGACCGUCUCUUACUCAGUCUGGUUGUGCAGGAGAAUUAUGCGGGUGGGGGGGAGAGUGUGACCCUGAUGAACGCGCGAAACCUCCACACCUACCUAAGCAAAGUCCUCUACAAACGCCGCACGGACUUCAACCCGCUCUGGAACGCCCUCCUCGUCGGCGGCCUGGACGAACAUCAAAAACCCUUCCUCGCCUACGCCGACCUCCUCGGCACGACUUACUCCGCCCCCUCCCUCGCGACAGGCUUCGGCGCGCAUCUCGCCCAACCGAUCAUGCGGAAAGUCGUCCCCGAUGAAGCUGCGGCGGCGAAGUUGAGCAAAGAGGAGGCGGUCAAGACGAUCAGGGAGUGCAUGAAGGUGUUGUUCUACCGCGAUGCGAGGAGUAUGAAUGAGUAUAGUUUGGCGGUGGUGGAUGUGAGGGGGGUGGAGUUGAAGGAGGAUAAUAAGCUCGAGGCGGAGAGUUGGGCGUUUGCGGAUCAGAUCAAGGGGUAUGGGACGCAGACUGUAUAG